AUGGAUUCAGCGCGUGAAAUCCUCUUCCCCGCCCCUUCAACUCCUUUGACUGUAGCUCCUUUAAGCACAGAAAUCUCCCCCACCUCUCCAAUCUUUCCUGAUACACCGAAUCAGUCCGUACCGAAAUCACCAACCCUUUCGACAACCUCUACUAUUGUCGGUCGUAAAUCAGGAAGUGGAGCCGAUCGUGUAGCAGGAAUGAUCCGCCGCAAGCUUUCCUUCUCUGUCCUUCGACCUCUUCAUGGGAAUCACUCCGUAGAUUGGACCACGAGUGCAUCUCCACCAAGUAAACCUGGUAUCAGUACCAGUCGUAGUUGUAGUAGUACCGGACCCAUCAAGAGUCAGAACGAUACUCGUAGGCGUCUCGGUAUCGCGCGUUCAGUCACUGGACCUCUAACUCGGUUCUUCCACCUUGAUAGUGGAAAUGACGACAAUGGAGACGGUUGGGAUUUCACCUGCUGCGGAGAGUCUCCUGUCAUGACUGAACAACAAGGGUCGGGAUGGCUUGGCACUCUCGACUUUGAAGAUCCGGCCACUCCUCGUGCUACUCCGAAGACAUUCACCCCUAUCACUGAAGCCCUUUCUACCUCUCCCGAAGCCGUGGGUGUCUUAGGUAGCCCAUGGUGUCCUAAUCCUAAUUGGGAGCAAGCGUGGGACGAAGCCGCGGCGAGUCUACCACCACCUCUUACUUCGUGCGGUUGGUCCCCAGCUUCAGGUGAAGCUUCAUUAACUUCACCUAGCUCGUCACAAACCUUCCGAGAGAUUGGCCUAGCUCCACUUGCAUCUUCCUUGGCCUCACCCGAGACCAUUUCAUCAAUCUAUUCCCCCUCCCCUCCAAAACCUUUUGGAGUCCUGGAGGCUGGUUCAACUCCUUCCUUGGAAAUCUCAAUCGAUACAAUUUCCACCCCGAUCAUGAAAGAUUUGGAUAAUGCGAAAAUUGUACCUCAAAUCCGACAUCAAAUGACGUUUUAUAGUCAUCGUAGUGUAUAG
Melampsora larici-populina 98AG31 is the source of this 990-nucleotide messenger RNA. RefSeq lists its product as uncharacterized. Bases 1 to 990 code for a protein of 329 amino acids. The transcript is spliced from 2 exons. NCBI's taxonomy places the organism in Eukaryota, Fungi, Basidiomycota, Pucciniomycetes, Pucciniales, Melampsoraceae. The record is from RefSeq and is a predicted model, not a curated record.